AUGGAAGAUUCGCAACCAAGUCCCACAUCAAGCACAUCUGGCUCCCGUUCCCCCACCUCUUCCACAAGCUCUUUGCAUCCGCGCCAGUUCGCCCUCAUUGUGGCUAGCGUUGGUGAUUCGCAGGCCUUUCUACUCAGCAAAUUUCACGGAAUUCGUGAGUUGACUGGGUGGAUGCCCCGGAGUACUGCCAGUCCCGAUAGUUGCACUUUUCCGGAGGAUAAAAUCAAAGCCUCCAGUCCACUUCCUUCACCCCCGCCUGCAAGAGAUUUUCGCGAUUGCGGUGGUGCAUUGGGUUCCGUGUAUGCGGACAACAGCCCGGAAUUGAACAAUCUCAUAUGCGCAGGUGGGUUCGAACGGUAG
Dicrocoelium dendriticum is the source of this 360-nucleotide messenger RNA. Lineage: Eukaryota; Metazoa; Platyhelminthes; Trematoda; Plagiorchiida; Dicrocoeliidae. The record is from the annotation of a GenBank genome assembly.